Fusarium poae is the source of this 3609-nucleotide messenger RNA. RefSeq lists its product as uncharacterized. The transcript has a single exon. Lineage: Eukaryota; Fungi; Ascomycota; Sordariomycetes; Hypocreales; Nectriaceae. The coding region runs from base 1 to 3609 and encodes 1202 amino acids. The record is from RefSeq and is a predicted model, not a curated record.
AUGCGUACCACAUUCUUUGCCCUGUCAGGGCUGUCAUUUUACGCGUUUGCUCAAGAUCCUGUUCCUGAUGCCGCGGUUGCUGCCUCCGAGGCUUUCGUUCCACCAGUGAUUGACACAUCUAUAGAUGUGCCCCUGGAUCUGCACCCUACCAGUAGCGAUGCUAUUGUUGUUCCUGAGUCAACUACGGAAGUGGAUCCCGAGAUCACCACUGCCCAGGUACCCACUUUUCAAGACACUUCGACAGGACUUCCAAUUGUUGUAGACAGUAGCACUCUUCCAGUACCUGUCGAUACUACUACUGGUCCUGCUUCUGUCGUCGACAUUAGUACUGACUCGACCCCUGCCAUUGACACCGCUGAGCCCAUUGCCCAAGAUACUACCACUCAACCCCUCUUUCAAGGCACAGCUACUGGCCAGCCCUCUGUUAUUGACGCUAGUACUGGCUCUGCACCUGACAUUGACGCUAGUACUGGCUCUGCACCUGACAUUGACGCUAGUACUGGCUCUGCCCCUGUCAUCAACACGGGCACUCAGCCCACCGAUCAAGACCCCACAACUCAACCUAUUGUUCAGAGCACAACUGUCGGGCAGCCUGUCGUUGCUGAUACGACCUUAGAGCAACAGCCCCCCGUUGACAGCACUACUACUGGUGUUCCAUCUGUUGAGACGACCGCUGAGAUUUCAUCCGCUGAGACGACCGUUGAGAUUUCAUCCGCUGAGACGACCGUUGAGAUUUCAUCCGCUGAGACGACCGUUGAGAUUUCAUCUGCUGAGACGACCGCUGAGAUUUCAUCUGCUGAGACCAGUACUGGCCCACCUGCAGAGACUACCAUUCAGCAGGAGUCUGUUCAAGACACCACAACAACAGCCGCUGGGCAACCUGUCAAGACCACCUCUCCAGAAGAAGUCAAGACCACCGAGGAGUCCAAACCAAGCACCAAGGACGAGGAACCUGCCAUUACACAGGCCCCAACCACAACCGCUGCAGCGGCUGCCACAGCUAGCGUUUCCUCCGUUUCGUCUGAGGUGGCCGUUUUGAUCCCCAUUAUAAAUAAAUGGGCCGAAGAUCCUGACUCUCUUACUGAUGAGACUAACAAGAAGGUUGAGGAUACGCAUGACGAUAUCAUCGCUGUGAUAGUCGGCCUGGGCGGCAAGCCUGAUGUUGCCUGCAACAAAAAGCGAGGUCUCGGAAUGCGAAGGCUCAAAGGGCGAGGUCUUCUGGGACCUAUUGGCGAUGUCAUCAACAAGCUCGCUUGCAUGGCUCAGGACCUUACCAAGAUUUCCAGUAACAUCAUCGCUGGCAACGUACCGGCCGUCACCAGCGUUAUUCCUCAAGUCAAGAGCCAGAAUGAUGACCUGACUGAGGAAGAGGAAAACAAGAGUAACGAGAGUAAGGACUCUACCAAGCAGGAAACGACAAAGCAGGAAACGACAAAGCAGGAAACGACAAAGCAGGCUACUACCGAAAGCCCUACUUCGACAGAGGAGUCUACUACGACCGAAGCUACUACCACAGCUACUAGUGAUAUGAUCGUUUGUGCUUCUGGAUCCUGCGGUGGUGGCAGUUGCCCUAUAGGACUAGGCAGUAGUGGAUCGAUGCCAGAACGGAUGAAAAGCAUACCUCGCGAUGUCAACUGUCAGGACAUUCCCACCACAACCAUUGACGGACCUCUCCCUACUGGCCCCAUCAGCUUGGACGGUUCCAAGAGCGACAAGGGCCUCAAUGCGCGAACGUUUUUUGACGGCGACAUGACCCCCAAUCCCGCAUACAUUGAUAUUCUCAGCAUGAACCCCGACACCACCUGGGAUGAUCAGAGGAUUCUGACCACGGGACACUGGGUUGGCGCACCUCUCGACGAUGGCUGGUCAGCGGCGGGAGUAAACGGCAUAUAUGGCUGCACAGCUGUAUUGAUCGUGUCAAACCUUGGUGUUUAUACGUCACAUAUCUGGGAGGUCCCUGGUUUUAUCGAUGAAGUCGAUUUCAGGCCUACAUCUGACGACUUUUUUGAGACCAAUGUUUUCCAAGUUCUUCGCAAUGGUGCCCUAGACGCCACAGACAUCACUUCUGCAACUGGUAUCAGUACUCUUAUUGGCACAGACGGUGCUCCGGGCCCCCUUCACUCCCAAUUCGAGCCUCAGGUCUUUGUCGUCACCCCUUUCAACACUAAUCAGAGUCCUGAGAACCCUUCAAUGUAUCGUUAUGAAGCGCGAGCGAAGCAGUUGUCCGACCAAGUCACCGAUAUGAUUCCGGGCGCCCUUGCUAGAGGGGUGUACGGAUAUUGGCCCUUAAACGGACACGUUUCGACCGGCGGAGGGUACCGUGGCCGCACUAUCGUCGAGUUUGAUAUGCUUGAUGGUUUAAUCGCUAGUGAAGAGGACCCUAAUAAGCACCAGGCCAUUGGAAGAUGGAGAUUCUGGGUCGAGGAUAAUCUUUGGGCUACACAUAGCUUCAACGUUUACGACGAUUUCUUUGACUAUGCGGGUGCUGAAGCAGGCAUUCCUUCCAACGGAAAUCAGAAACGUGAUGAAGAUGACGCUGUUCACAAGUGCUUGAUCCGCGGCGACGUUACCGCAACUACAUCAGAUGUCACUUCCUCUACCGAGACUACCGCUGCCGACGCCCCUUCCUCUACCGAGACUACCGCUGCCGACGCCCCUUCCUCUACCGAGACUACCGCUGCCGACGCCCCUUCCUCUACCGACGCCCCUUCCUCUACCGAGACUACCGCCGCCGACGCCCCUUCCUCUACCGAGACUACUGCAGACUCCACUACUGAUGGAGAGACUGCCGGAACAGCGGAGGCCACAGCCACCGGAUCUGACACUUUACUGCCAACCUUGACAGUCAGCACUCUUAUCACCACUACCAAAGCUGUCACAAGAUCGACAACUAGCGAGGAAGCACGGACCUACUACCCUUGUGUUAUCUACGGCGGCCCUCGUGUCAGCAAGCCAUACUGCCAGUGCAGCACCACCGUCUCCGGCAAGCAAUAUGUCGCUACAGCUUCUCUGAUCGACAACAGUUGCGCAGAAUACACCUCUUAUCCCUCCCCAGUUGUCCCUGUCACCGCUGCCCCAGUCACCCAAGCUCCCAUUCAGACCCCUUUGACAACCACCAAACAAGGCACUGUCUUGGUUUACUCAGCCUACACGUUCCAGUACUUCCGCGUGAACACCAUCCACAUAACGGCAACCGUCGGAUAUGGUGAACCCUCGACUGUUUCCACCCCUCUGCCCAGUCAAACUGCUGUUGAUAACGACGGCAGCGGUCAGUGUGGAACGAGCGACAGUUUAUCCAAGCACGGCUUCGGUGACGCUUGUGACAGAGCCAUUAAUAGCUUUGAUGCCGAUACUGUGUACACAGGCUUCACUUCCAGGUACAGUCAACUAAGAAAGGGUAUCCUCAUGGCUGCUUCAAUGGGCACAGCUUCUUGUCUUGCCAAGUUUGAGUGUGACGACUAUGGUAUUGGUAUGAAGGGAAGUGAUAUCAUUGCAGCUCGGGAAAAAGCUAAGAAGGAUGAUGGUAUUUGGAUCUGUGGACAUAUCCGUCUGUCGAACUCGUGCAGUGUCGUUAUGGAUUACUGCACAGAUUGCCACAACAGGGGUUAG